GUAUUGUUGGUCAACCAAUUUGUAACUUGAAAAAUCAGCAGCAAAAGAACCAGAGCCGGGUUAAACCGGGUCGGGUUGCGUUAUGUUUUGGUCGUCGGGUUAGGUCUCAUUUCGUUUCCUACAGAACAUAGAAGCGACAACGUUUGAAAAACAAACUCCUGAGAGAGAAGAGAGAAGAGAGAAGAGAGAAGAGAGAAGGAGAUAGCGAUUAGAAGGAAGAAUGAUAGAGGAAGGUCCACCGGCUCCGAAGGUUCUCCGUAUGGUCUACUUCGUCGGCGCCGGAUUUUUAUGUACUUUCGCGAUCAACAAAUGGCGUGAGAUGGAGAAAAAAUCAAAUCUGAAAGAGCAGGAGAAGAAUCAGCAAGCAAAUGGAGGAGGUUUAUUGCAUCAAAUUCCUGCAGAUUCGGUUCAGAAAGCAAUGAAAUGAUGAUUUUUUUUUUCUCUUUUGUCUAUUGCUAUGUUCCAGAUGCAAAAGAUAACGCAACUCCAGUUGUAUCUUUGACCUCAAAGUUUGCAUUUUCUUUUAUAUUUUCCCUGAA
Brassica napus (rape) is the source of this 539-nucleotide messenger RNA. RefSeq lists its product as uncharacterized. Lineage: Eukaryota; Viridiplantae; Streptophyta; Magnoliopsida; Brassicales; Brassicaceae. Bases 221 to 427 code for a protein of 68 amino acids. The transcript is spliced from 2 exons. The record is from RefSeq and is a predicted model, not a curated record.